Molecule: messenger RNA, 3330 nt
Organism: Silurus meridionalis
Lineage: Eukaryota; Metazoa; Chordata; Actinopteri; Siluriformes; Siluridae
Gene: ncoa4
Product: nuclear receptor coactivator 4
Exons: 10
Coding region: 212-2092 (626 amino acids)
Biological process (GO): intracellular iron ion homeostasis; response to hormone
Molecular function (GO): transcription coactivator activity
Source: RefSeq, a predicted model, not a curated record
ACAAAAGGCGAUAUUAAAAAGCGCUUCAUACUUCGAUCGAUAUAUAAUAUGGACGCAGUAGUUUCUCUUUUAACAAGAACGUGCAUAUGUUGGUAAAAUCUGCUGUAGUGCUACGGAACCAUUUUAUGUCAAAGAGCACGCCUGGCUGCGAGUGGAGAUUACCGGCUCGUGCUUCUGUCUCGUGUACAACAACCUUUCAACAAAUAAAUCUAUGCCAUCCAAUAAGCCGAUCACCAGGAAUGAUCAUAGCAUGUCACCCCCUGGAGAGCGAGAGACGGCGGCUCUGCGGCAGUGUGUUCAGUCCCGGGCGCAGCUGGAAGAGGCCAUAUCUGGAGUGAUUAAAGCUGAGGCCCAGCUCAGGGAUAACUCUAGAGAGGUGAAGUCUCAGCUGCACAGCUGUAUCAGCAGGCACUUGGAGACUCUGCGCACACGGGAGGUUUGGCUGCUCGAGCAGAUCGACUUGGUGGAGCACCUAAAGACAGAAGCUCUGCAGCAGCAGUUACAGCAGCUCCACUGGCUUCGUGGCCAGUUUGAUAUCCUCAUCCAUCAACUCCAAAAUUCCAACAGCACCAACCUUGCCAGCCAACUCACUAGCUGUUUGGAAAAGUUUUCUGGUCUGAAUCUAAGUCCUGAGGAAACCCCAGAGAUGAGUUUUGAAGCAGACGUCCGCUCCUUGCGCCAAGCCAUUACCUCUUUUGGGACCAUUUCCACUCAGCAGAUGUUGAAGACCUCUGUUUCCAGCCUAACCAGUCAAAGAUCAAGCUCUGCUGAGGAAACUUGGCUUGUACAGAACUGCCCCAUUAGUGCAAAGAGACAGAAGCUGGAUCAAAACUGGGGAGGUCCACUUGCUGAGUGGCUGCUUACCAACAGUCCUGUGACCAGUGCUCCAAUUGGAUACAAGUCCAGUAAUAACCCCCAGGAUUGGCUGUUAUCCCCUAGAGAGAAACUUCAGGCACAUUGUCCACUUGUCCCUUUUGACUUCCAAAAGGCCUGGGGUCAGCUCAAAGAUCUAGAGGUGUGGCUCCUUAAGGAAAAGUCACCUGCACGUGAGCGAGCCAACAGCAACGCUAGCACCAGCAGCUCAGCUUUCUCCAUUGAGAAGAUAGAGGAGAGCGACUUCCUGGAAGAAGGGGAAGUUGAGGGAAUUAAAAUGGAGAGUGACAUGGAAACUGAUAACACGGAGGCUUUUGAUGACUGGCUCAUCACCCCUAAAACCAGCAAGUUGGAGACCAGCCUUGUUUCCGAUGCUGCUCAGUGGAAACAAGUGUUCAAACCUUUCAAUGAAACCUUCUUGCCCAGCGAAUGGCUCCCAAAGUCGGAUUGUGGAUCAUGCUGUGCCUCACGUGUUAAGGCGGUGGAGAUUGAAAACCUGGGCAAGCUCAAGUGCCUAAAAACUCCCUUGUCCUCAGGUGUUCCUACUCCCACUAAUCCCACUACCCCCACUACUCCCACUCCCUCGUCUGAUAGUCCUCAUCCAGUGGAGGUCUGGCUCCAGCAAGCUAUCCCUAUAGAAAAUAACUGCAAAGCCAACGAGAAAUGUUCAAGUUUUGCUCAGUGUGUGUGCGAAACCAACUGCGGGAAAGAGGCUCUGAGUGCCUGGCUCCUUAAGAAAGAGGGCAGAGACAAGAACGGCGUUCCCGUGGACAAGAACAGCACUAAAAAACCAGCCAUGAUACAGCAGCAGGAGCAGAAGGUGCAGGCCAUCCUGGACACAUGGCUCCAACCUGGCAAAAAAGUAGAAACUCCGUUUCUGUCCCCUCUAUCUGGCUGGGUUUCACCAUGCAAGCAGGGGGAAGAGAAAGCCACAUGUGAAGAGAAGAGCUCACAAUUCAGUUUGUUCAAAGAUUCUGAGAGUCCCUUCCACAAAUCUCUGAAAUCUGAAAAUUGGGUGCUGCCUGAAAAGAAACACACAGAGAUCUCCAGCCAGCAGAACGCAGCAGAACCGGACACUGAGGAGGACAAAUGGCUCCUAUGCAAGAGGGCCAAUGCACAGGACAGACUUAGUCUUCCCAGAGUAUGUGAUAUAUUUUCCUGUCUCAAGCUUGAUGGGGACAAGGAGAAGUGGCUACAUCGCACACCUAUACACAUGUGAAAACCGGAUCGUAUUCAGUAAUCCUUUGGUGGGCCUACUGAAUAGCUGACCAUCCAACACAGUCAUCUGUUGCCUUAUUUUCAAAUUUCUAUAGGAUUUAAGGAUUCAUUCUCUAUAAACUGUUGUAUUUUCUAAUUUUAGUUGUGGAAUAAGUCUUUGCAUAACACUGUGUUCUCAUGAGAGAAGAAGGCAAGCAAGUUAGUUGAUGUUAUAACACAUGGAACAAUAUUAGUGCAGAAAGUGCAGUGUCGGCCCAGUACAACAGUCAUACGAUGUACGGGUCAUAAAAUAACUGAUGAACCUGAUCUAAAAAUUGGAGGGCAAGUAAUAACGAUAUCGCUGAAGUAAUGAAGCUGAUCAAAGUUUUUCUUUUAAAAUCGUGUACUAAAUUAUUACACAUGCUUUUAGGUAUGAGAGGUUCCCAUAUAGACAGACUGGUUUGCUGGCACACUUCAUUCAAUGUUUGCCAUUUUCACUUCUUCUUCUUCUUUUGUUUUUCUCUCUCUCCCAAGAAUUCACUUUGUCAAAUGUAUGGUGAAAUCCCACCCCAAACGGAUCUAGAUUCCUUCCAAUACGGAAAUGCUGAAAAUGCUUGCUCAAAUGACACUUAAUGGCAAGGAGCUGUGCAUUUAAAAGUAUAAGCACACUAUAUAGACAAGCAGUAUGUUAUCCUACACAGAAUAUUCUGAAACUGCUCAUCUUCCUGUGUUUACCACAUUGUAUUAUGGGAAUCUGAGUUUGUUUUUAAAUAUCCUGUCGUGUUGCGCAUUUAGGGGGUUUGUUUACAUUGAGCAGACACCCUACAGUAACUCCUGAAUACAGUGUGGCUAAACGCAUUGUCAUAACGGCUUAUUUUUCCAUCGCGUUCCGUCACUUUAGAUGGUUCUCUGAGCUACGUUGCUGUAGAGAGCAUGGACUUGAGAAGACCUAGUUUUGUGCAGAAGACUUAUUAAUAAAGCAAAUGUGAAACAUAUUUACCAGUAUAUAAGAGAAUAUUUCAGCUUUGCCAGCUCAUCCUAAAAGGACCAAGGGUUUGGUGCAAUACACAAUAACAAAAUAUGUAUAACAUUAAAUACCACUUUCAUAUAGGGGGUUUUAUGGUCUCUUUUUAAGUUAAUCGUUUCAUUUUAGUGCAACGCAAACAAAUUUGACACCAAUGCUGUUUGGAUUAUUUUUGCUAAUAUGCUUUGCUGUAUGUACCAGAAUCUAACUCUUAAUAAAUAUUUAAACACAGUAAA